This is a messenger RNA of Notothenia coriiceps (black rockcod), 951 nucleotides long. RefSeq names its product keratinocyte differentiation factor 1-like. Gene Ontology annotation, biological process: keratinocyte development; regulation of epidermal cell division. The annotation marks the transcript as partial. NCBI's taxonomy places the organism in Eukaryota, Metazoa, Chordata, Actinopteri, Perciformes, Nototheniidae. Gene Ontology annotation, cellular component: cell junction. The record is from RefSeq and is a predicted model, not a curated record. The transcript is spliced from 2 exons.
GAAAGCCGUCAGUCAUGUCCACCGGCAGCAGCGUGAGAUCGUACAAGGAGCGCUGCGUGGACCCGGUGGAAAACAGACUCCCUGAUCCCAGAACAGUGAACAAAGCUCACCUGAAGGACUCUAACGGGAAAGAAUCAGAAACCAUCGGCUUCAUCCCUGGUUCGGCUGAUCCUUCAUCUGCGACGCAAACCUGCAACCCCUGCGUACCGACCAACAGCUGCAGGAGUUUUGUGUGCAGCGUCUUAACAUGUGGACUGUAUCGAGUCUGCCAGAGAUCCAUUUUAUCUCCGUGCAUCAAGGAGAGAUCCCCGGAUGAACCAGAGCACGUGAGCCUACCAUCUGUAAACGCAGGAGUAGACAAAGAGGAGGAAGAAGACGACGAAGGAGAUUGGCUCGGCGACGUCUGCUUCGCUGGAGUAAAAGUCAACACUUCAAGAGAGUAUUUAGAUGAAGAUAGAUCUCAGUCGUUUGUGGUUUCAACCGGUGGUCAGAAACAGGCGUCGCUGCACGAGUCCAUGAGGUUUUUGGACUGGGAGGACGGAGAGGAGAACGUGGAUUCUCUGAUCACAAAGAAGCUGCUGGAGCUUUACUCUGAGUAUCAGAUCGAGGAGUUGGCCAGGUGCACAACAGACUCUGUGUUCCUGAGGAAGAGCAAAGCCAUCAACCAGCUCAUCAACUCUCUGGCAGAGGAACAUAAGAUGGGAGAGCAGGAGGCAGAGUGCAGAUUGGUGAGAGGAAUCAUCCGCAUCAGCACCAGAAAGAGCAGCAAGAGGAGGCCGAACGUCUCUAAGAGGGAGAGGACGAUGUCGGACAGCGGCAACGAGACCAUGAGGGAGAGCGACUCGUUUUCAUUCAGCAACAACAAUGACUACAAAUCAAAUCCAAACAUCCAGAUAUCAGAGCUGACCUCCUCGGACCAGUGUGCCAGAGAGAUGUGGAGGACCAACGGAG